GCUACAGUAGUAGGCAAUACUUGUAUAGGACAGCUGGUAUUUUAAGGCAGCAGCGGCGCGACUCACGGCAGUUCUGUUCGCGCCGCCCAACGGACCAGUCGCGACGCUCCUCCGACCACCACUCGAAAAACAAUUCAAAAACACUUCAUAACUACAAACAAACUAUUAACAUUCGCGUCUGUGUUGUAUGGAAACUCUUCUUGAUUGAACAGAUUACAAGUUGGAAGUGUAUAAACAUGCGAUUAACUUAGUAAACACAUAACUUCGGGACGUGAGUGAUUUGCCGCAUUUAACCGUGCCAGUGUACACAUACGAACGGAACUUUUAGCAAGUUCACGCGUUAUAUAAUGUGAAAUUACGGGUUUUUGUUAAAAUAAUUAGCACAAUGAUAGAAAGACUCAGGCAAUGUUGUGUGUGAUGUCGGGAUGCUUUGUCUCGAGUCCAUAAUGGCGCGGUGGCGCGAGCGCGGCGAGCGGCGCGAGAUGGAGGAGAGCCGCCGGCUGCGCAGCCGCAGCCUCUGCUCCUCCGCUGAGGGCAGCCUGUUCCAACUCCUACACCGACGAGCUAGCAGUGCGAUACGGAUGCGGCCACCAUUAGAGUCCACCUGCUCAUCUGCCAGCGAGCUGAUCACGCGCCGGGGCGUGUUCUCUCGUAGGCAAUAUGGGUCGGUGGAACAGGUCAGCAACCUCGCCGGACCCAGCGACGGACCCGACUCCUACAUCAGGCGUUACCGCCUGGAAAAUGGCAAUUCACUCGGAGAAAAAGAUGAGCUUUUUGGGCCUCACAACACUCCGGUUCUGGAAAACCCGGAGUUUCAAACUCGGUGGUACUUCAAGUACUUCCUGGGAAAAAUGCACCAGAACUACGUGGGGCUAGACUACGCCCGCGAGCCCUUCCUGCUGAGCGUCGUCCAGGAGAGCUCCGCCGGACUCAUGCGGGCCAUACUCUUCAACAAAAAUGGUGCUCAAAAGAUCUACAUCCCGCCGAGUGCCUGGAACACGGACCCCAAGACCGAAGUCCGCACACGGCCGACAGUCAAGCAGAUCCUCGCUCAGUUCCCAUGUAUGGAAAGGGUAGAUAAGUUGCCGAGAGAGGUGAGCCGAGAGAUAUCAUGCGCCGAAGUGCAGAAGGACGUGCUGCUCCUAGAAGAGCAGGAGGGCUCCGUGAACUUCAAGAUCGGGGUCAUGUUCAUGCGGCCCGGCCAGCGGACCGACGACGAGAUGCUCUCCAACGAAUUCGGCGACGAUGCGUUCGAGCGAUUCAUCGACCUUCUGGGGGACAGGGUUCGGUUAAAAGGCUGGAAUCGAUUCAGGGGAGGACUUGAUGUUAAAGGUGACAUGACGGGACUGUACUCCGUGUACACAAUGCACCACGGACACGAGAUAAUGUUCCAUGUGUCCACGCUGCUGCCGCACUCAAAGGACAACAAACAACAGCUGGAACGUAAACGCCACAUCGGUAACGACAUCGUGAACAUAAUUUUCGUCGACGAGAGGGCCCACGAGACUUUCAACCCGCAGUUCAUAAAGAGCCACUUCACACAUAUUUUCGCCGUGGUGUCAGAGAUCCCCGAGGGCUACAAGCUCAGCAUCUUCAGCGACGACUGCGUGCCCCCGUUCGGGCCUUCGCUGCCGUGCCCCCCGAUCUUCGUGGACCCCAACCUGUUCAGGGACUACUUGCUGGUAAAAAUGAUGAACGGCGAGAAGUCCGCAUUUCAAACGCCGAUCUUCACGCAGAAGCGUCAGCGGACCCUCGACACCCUCAUUAAAGACAUAUACACGGAGCACUGCACGGACCACAAAGUGCCAAUGCUAUCCCGCCGCGCGCUGUCCGACGUGUGGUCGGGCAACAGUCAGAGCGCGGGCGCAGCACGCACGGAGCGGUUCCUGCACAUCGGACAAGCUAUCAAGCUGGACGCAGUGCUGCGAGGCGACGCGCCCACCAGCCUCGCCUCGUCGGGCCAGGUCCAACGGAGCGGCCGCCGUGCGCCGUGGGAGGGCCGCGUGUGGCGCUCGACCCCGCUGCCCGGCGCGCCUAUCUGCGCCGAGCAGAUCUCCGAGGGCAAGCUGCUGCUGUCCACCAACAACAACACAUACAUACUUGAAGACAGUGGAACGACCCGGGUAAUCCUCCGCUGGGAGGGCAGCGUGCGCGCCGUGCGCCUGACCGAGCGCGCCGGCCUGUUCCGCGUCGGCGCGCGCGCCAACGGCGUCAGCUCCGCGUCGAGCAACGCCAGCAGCGCCGGCGUGUACGCCGUCCCGCUCGCCCAGCUGUACGCCGGCGCCUGGGCCAUGCGGCCGCUGCAGGACUGCAAGCAGGCGCGCCUCUCGCGCACCAAGACCGCGCACUUCUUCGACCUGGUGGAGCACAGUGGCAGGAUCACCCUCGUCGUGUCGGUCAGCAGGCGGGUGCUGAUAAUGGCGGAGGAAGAACGGCUCGACAACGACAAAGGCUUCGACUACGUGCAUAUCAAGGACGUCAUGCUGGGCGAGGUACCGUCGUUGAUUAAGUAUUUGAACUACGACUCUGGCGUAAUUGUGGCAGGGUACAAACAUCACUGGGAGGUUGUUGACUGCGGCAGUGGGCAGUGCGUUAAACGAGCCGACAACGCCGAACAACGCCGCGGCACCCUCGUGAACGCGCUGCGCAUCGGCGACGAGCGGGACCGACAGAUCGUGCUCUGCUACAACCAUACUUGCCACUUCGAGAGGCUGACCAACCGCGGGCUGGAGAGCGAGGCCGAAUACGACUUCCAUUGGACUUCGGUGCCGCUGGCAGUCGUGAACGCGUUCCCAUACAUAAUGGCGUUCGCUGAAGACUUAUUGGAGAUACGUCUGGUGGCGAACGGUUCGCUGGUGCAUGCCGCCUGCAUCCCCGGCCUUAAGCUGUUGUGCGGACAACGCGAUAUAUUCUACGUGGCAUGCGCGCCCGAGUACGUGCCCCUCAAUGACGACGACGAGGCCGACCUGGGCCUGCCCCCGGAGAGCAUGGAACAGAUCCGGCAGCGGCAGCAGCCCUACUCCGUUGAUGGAGACGACAGUAACGAGCCGUGCACUAGCGCGGCGGCCCGCGCCGCCGACGCGGCGUCUGCGUCAGCGUCCAGCCGCAGCAGCUCGCUGUCUUCAGAGCACGACACCAUACGCCCGCCGCUGCAGCGCACGGCGCGCGUGUCGCCGCCCAACUCCCCGCUAGUGACAGGUUCGACUUCGACCGAGCAACCGCCGACGCCGACGCCGCCGACGCCGCCGACGUCGUCCCGCUGCGUGCGAGUGUACAAGAUCCCGCACGGCAACCUCGGCGCCGGGGCCUACGCGCGCCAGUCAGUCUCUGUGGACCAGCCACGGGCUCAAGGUGCGGCCGCGCUGCUUCAGGCAGCGGCGCUGCUGCCUCAAGGAGGUCAGCCUCAAGCGGCCGCGAGGGCCCAGGCGGAGCCUCAGCCCCGGCCCUCGGGGCUCCAGCGGCUCGACUACCAGCGCCCAUCCACGUCGCGAGCCCCCACGGAGCCAAGACCAUCCACGUCGCGAGACUAAACCGUGCACAAUUAAAAACUGAUCUAGUCUAUUUACAAAUUUUACUCUAUGUUAUUGAUAUCUUUGAAGUAUACCAAAUAUAUUUAGAGUAGGUUCUACUGUGAAAGUAGAUUAAUUAUAUUUUUAUUGAAGCGAUACUCUGAGUUUGUGAUCUAAUUGGCCAUGACCGUGACUGUUUGAGAUUGCCACUACCACAAACAUUGACUUUUCUAAUAUGAAUAGUCAUUCAGAUGUCUCCCGGGUCACAUACACGGUUGUAUCUCUUAUAUCGUGGUUAUAUCUAGUCUAUAAAUAAAUUAGCUAGGUAAUGGAAAAGAUGUGAUAAAAAGUCUAAAUUGGCGGGAGAAGGGGUAGUGCGGACUGCAUAGUAGUAUAUCUAGUAAGACGAUACGGUACUGUAUUCACAAUAAAAUUGUAUAAAACCCUCAUCUGUCGGUGGACA
Messenger RNA from Cydia amplana, 3972 nucleotides. Its product is annotated as GTPase-activating Rap/Ran-GAP domain-like protein 3. The coding region runs from base 426 to 3530 and encodes 1034 amino acids. Lineage: Eukaryota; Metazoa; Arthropoda; Insecta; Lepidoptera; Tortricidae. Gene Ontology annotation, molecular function: GTPase activator activity. Gene Ontology annotation, biological process: activation of GTPase activity; regulation of small GTPase mediated signal transduction. The transcript has 25 exons. Gene Ontology annotation, cellular component: cytoplasm. The record is from RefSeq and is a predicted model, not a curated record.